AUGUCAAUCACAAAGCAAUCUGCGCUUCCACCGUGGGCUCAGCCGCAACAGAAUGAGAGAAAGCGUCGUUAUCUCGACUGGCUCCCGAUAGUUGCUGUGCUUGCCUUAGGUGCUCUAUGGCUCUUCAAGUCAAGUAUAACAGAAUCUUUCAACGCUCGUUGCUCAGGCACAGACCCAGAGAUAUCACUGAAGCUUGAGAAACACCCAAGCCUUCCUCUCAAGGACAUCCCAAAACACCUUCGAUCGUUCCAGGAUUGCUCGAUCAAGAACCUCCAGGCCAACCUCAGUUUCUUGGACACCGCACAUCCAUUACCAGUUGCCGAGUUCGUGCACCGCCGGGAUAGAUUGGCGCAAGCACUCGUGGAGGAUGGUCUCGAUGCUUUCCUGGUGGAGCCUGGCUAUACGUUCAGUUACUAUGCAAAUGUCACCCAGCCAGACUGGGAGGUUUGGGAGCCUGAGGAACGACCUUUCUUGAUGGUCGUGCAGCCACAGUCUCAUGGCAGCACGUACAAAGCCAAGACCACGUUCCUCGUCCCGUCAUUUGAAGCAGAGCGCGCAAGACUGCUCAAUAUGCCAUUCGAAAGCGAGAUCGAGCUUGUAACAUACGAGGAGCACUGGAAUCCUUACACGACACUCCUGUCCUCUUCCAUAUUUUCCACCGCCAAAACAGCACCUAAAGUCAUGGUCGAUGAAGAAAUGCGAGAUUUCAUUUCUCGUGGCCUGGCUGACAAUGGCUUCAACGUACAUGGUCUCAACGGCGAAGUCGAAAGGGUGAGAGAGACAAAGUCCGAAGCUGAGAUCGGCAUCCUUCGUGCUGUGAACACUGGAACCGUGGAGUCAGUGAGAGCAAUGCGGAAGUGCAUGAAGCCUGGCCUCACUGAGGACGAAGUUAUGUGGGUACUCGACAAUACCAUGCGCUCUGCUGGGAUGGAUCCCUUCUUUGACAUCGUCCUCUUCGACGAGGAUGCAUCAAACCCACAUGGCGGUACUGAUGGAUCGAAAAUCUUGGAGAAAGAGACAAUGGUGCUGAUCGAUGUUGGAUCGCAUCUGUUCGGCUACUCGAGCGACAUUUGUCGAAGCUUCUUCCCGCCCUUCUUCGAGAAGCCAGAAUCCGACCACGACUACGAAGCCUUGAGCUCGGAAUUAAAGGAAAAGCUCUACGUAUGGGAUGUCGUAUUGGAAGCUCAGACCGCCUCACUUCACGCUCUGCACGAGAAUGGGACCUGUGCUUCGGUGGAUUUGGCUGCGAGAGGUGUCAUCGAGGAUGCUGGCUACGGCGACGCCUUCACUCAUAGGGUCGGCCAUGGUAUCGGUAUCAAAGCCCAUGAGUCGCCAUAUCUCAACAAGGGCAAUGUCGACACGAAGUUGAAGGCAGGCAUGACUUUCACGUCUGAGCCUGGGAUCUAUCUGGUGGACAAGUUUGGUGUGAGGCAUGAGGAUAUCCUGUUGGUGAGAGAGAAUGGAUUGCCGGAUCUUUUGACUGGACAAAGAGCGCAGGGCCCAUGGGAUCCGUAG
Messenger RNA from Zasmidium cellare ATCC 36951, 1515 nucleotides. RefSeq lists its product as uncharacterized. The coding region runs from base 1 to 1515 and encodes 504 amino acids. The transcript is spliced from 2 exons. Lineage: Eukaryota; Fungi; Ascomycota; Dothideomycetes; Mycosphaerellales; Mycosphaerellaceae. The record is from RefSeq and is a predicted model, not a curated record.